CCGCGCGGGCGCGCGAGGGGCUGAGGCGGCGCCGGGACGGGCGCGGAGCUGGCGAGAGGGCGGUGGAGGCGGCGCCGACGGGGCCCGCUGAGGCGCGCGGGGUAUCGGCGGCGCCCGGGAGCCUGUCGCUUGCUCGGUCCCUCCGGUUCGCUGGGUCCGGGCGGGAGCCCCCACGGCGGGAGGCAGUAUGUCGGUAGCGGGGCUGAAGAAGCAAUUCUACAAGGCGAGCCAGCUGGUCAGCGAGAAGGUCGGAGGGGCUGAAGGGACCAAGCUUGAUGAAGACUUCAAAGAAAUGGAGAAGAAGGUGGAUGUCACCAGCAAGGCCGUGACGGAAGUGCUGGCCAGAACCAUCGAGUACUUGCAGCCCAACCCAGCUUCACGGGCCAAGCUGACGAUGCUCAACACGGUGUCCAAGAUCCGCGGGCAGGUGAAGAGCCCCGGCUACCCGCAGUCGGAGGGCCUGCUGGGCGAGUGCAUGCUCCGCCACGGGAAGGAGCUGGGCGGCGAGUCCAACUUCGGGGACGCCCUGCUGGAUGCGGGGGAGUCCAUGAAGCGCCUGGCGGAGGUGAAGGACUCUCUGGACAUCGAGGUCAAGCAGAACUUCAUCGACCCGCUGCAGAACCUGUGUGACAAAGACCUGAAGGAGAUCCAGCACCACCUGAAGAAGCUGGAGGGCCGCCGCCUGGACUUCGACUACAAGAAGAAACGACAGGGCAGGAUCCCCGACGAGGAGCUGCGCCAGGCCCUGGAGAAGUUCGAGGAGUCCAAGGAGGUGGCCGAGACCAGCAUGCACAACCUCCUGGAGACCGAUAUCGAGCAGGUGAGCCAGCUCUCCGCGUUGGUGGACGCCCAGCUGGACUACCACCGGCAGGCAGUGCAGAUCCUGGACGAGCUGGCCGACAAGCUCAGGCGGCGGAUGCGGGACGCCUCCUCUCGUCCCAAGCGGGAAUACAAGCCCAAGCCUCGGGAGCCCUUCGACCUUGGGGAGCCUGAGCAGUCCAACGGGGGCUUCCCCUGUGCCACGGCCCCCAAGAUCACACCUUCGUCAUCUUUCCGGUCGUCGGACAAGCCCAUCCGGACCCCCAGCAGGAGCAUGCCCCCCCUGGACCAGCCAAGCUGCAAAGCGCUGUACGACUUCGAGCCUGAGAACGCCGGGGAGCUGGGCUUCCAUGAGGGUGACGUCAUCACGCUGACCAACCAGAUUGACGAGAACUGGUACGAGGGCAUGCUCCACGGCCAGUCGGGCUUCUUCCCCCUCAGCUACGUGGAGGUGCUGGUGCCCCUGCCGCAGUGAAUGCGUCGGCCCGUCCCCACGGCCUGCGUCCCACCUGCCUCUGCAGCCAGGGCUGGGCGCCGGCGCCACGGGGGCUGGGACGGGGCAGGCGGU
Lontra canadensis (Northern American river otter) is the source of this 1387-nucleotide messenger RNA. RefSeq names its product SH3 domain containing GRB2 like 1, endophilin A2 (gene SH3GL1). Gene Ontology annotation, biological process: synaptic vesicle uncoating. Lineage: Eukaryota; Metazoa; Chordata; Mammalia; Carnivora; Mustelidae. Gene Ontology annotation, molecular function: protein binding. Gene Ontology annotation, cellular component: glutamatergic synapse; presynapse; cytoplasm. Bases 188 to 1294 code for a protein of 368 amino acids. The transcript is spliced from 10 exons. The record is from RefSeq and is a predicted model, not a curated record.